This is a messenger RNA of Phytomonas sp. EM1, 1866 nucleotides long. The record is from the annotation of a GenBank genome assembly. Lineage: Eukaryota; Euglenozoa; Kinetoplastea; Trypanosomatida; Trypanosomatidae.
AUGACUGAUGGAAUCGACAAAACGCCACCACCUUGGUCCGCCACUCAUAUUUUUCAAAUUCUGCAGCAUACUUUAGGCGAUCGACGACACAGCAGCACACCAGUCGAGGAUGCAGUAUGGUUCCGCCGUGCUCAGAACCUUCUCUACAGUGCUAGUCUCUCCCCGGAUGUCGCAUCACGUGUUCUAUCAUGUUUUCUUUUCUUAGAGUCCGGAUUUACAUCCCUACGAACUGAAAAUCCUAAGACUGUUUCUUACCUUAAAAAAAUGUGUCAGCACGCUAAACAGGUUCAUGAGGAUUUUUAUGCUACUCAAUCCCGAGUUAAUCAUAGUAAGGAUGUAACAGAUUCGGACAGCCACUGUGUGCCACAAAGUCACGAGCAGCCGCAGGAUGAAGUGACAUUUGUAGCUACCUUCAUGGAGCCCUUUCUCAAUGGUGAAAUUCCAUCACCCCGAAAAUGUCUCGAGUGCGUUUUAGGGCCCAGCCCCGGUGAUGUAGAUGAAGGAAGUGAAAAAAAUGAUUUGCUUCAAGUCCUUGAGCAGCUUUUUUCACGUGUCUUGCAGACUCUGCAAGGUGGAGGACAAUCCCAAAUGGACAAAACUGUAGGACAUAUGCCAAGUGAAACAGACAACCCAUCCGAUGAUGCUGCUCAGAAAUCUGUGCUCCAUGCAGCUCGGGGGGAUGUGAAAAGGCUCGACACUACGGGAGCGAAUGUUUCCUCGUCAUCAACACAAACGCCAGCGUUGAGUGAGGCGACAAGUCAACCCCUAAAAGAUAGUUUUCCAGCUUCGCAUCUUUCACUGAUCGAUUUAUUGUUUGGCUCAGAGUCACGUGAUACCGAGAUGCUGUGCGCACCUGAAUUUCACGACACCGACCUGCAGCAAUGGCUAUCGUUCAACAAACGCUCUACUUUCUGUGAUAGCACCGGUGGCCACCUGCCGUUUCGCACGCGUACUAUCGACGAAAUGCGACAACAGGCAGUGGCUGAUGAGCUGCACGUGAACCGCACAACAGUAGUCGUACGCGAAGGAAGGACCAUCAUGGCCCCAGAAUGGUCAACUACCCAGAAAGAGUCGGAUUCGGGACCCCAAACGAGUAAUCUGGCACAAUCGCCACCUGAAAACGAGACCCUUCGUGAAAAUGAAGGUGAGGCGGAUAAAAAUGGCUCUCAGGCCGGGCUGCUGCAGCAGGGCUGCUCGGUAGCCACCGAAGAAGGGGUCAAAAAACAAGAAUCUAACACGACAUGGGUGGAAGAUGGCGAACUAGUGAUGAUCGGUGGACGUUUGGUAAUUCAACCAGCUGGCCGCGCCAAGAAGAAGCAAAAAAAAGACCCGAAUGAUAAUAAAAACGGUAAUAAAGACAACCAAGGACCGCAUAAGAAGGGAAGCAGCAAACGGCUAAAUCAAGGUGGCAUAGAAGAAUUAAAUGCCAGCUUAUUGGGCAAAAACGAAUCCAAUGUAGCACCAAGUCAUAGCUCGAAAAGUAACGAUUCUGACAUUAGCAGUGGUAAGAAGAAAGGCAGUGAAGAUGAAUCACAAGGACUAAGUUCAAAGACUAGGCCCUCACGAACUGAAGAAAGCACUAAGACUGUCGUAAAUGUGAGCAGCACAGGGAAAAGAAAGCGAAAGAAUGAUAACACCACGAGUAAAGUAUCUAAUUCAGGUUUUACCUCAUCCACGCGAGUUGUUCCGACACACAAUGUUCCUUUACUUUCACGAGAAGAAAUUAUUCAGCUUCUAGAAGGAUGGCAGAUUUCCAAUACACUUCGGGAAGCCUUUUUGGUUGGGCUCGAACCCGCGUCAUCUGAUGUAUCACCGGAGUCUCCUAAAAUGGCACUGAAGCUUGGAAACCCGGAAACUAGCGAAUGA